Molecule: messenger RNA, 1389 nt
Organism: Metarhizium brunneum ARSEF 3297
Lineage: Eukaryota; Fungi; Ascomycota; Sordariomycetes; Hypocreales; Clavicipitaceae
Product: Mannan endo-1,6-alpha-mannosidase DCW1
Biological process (GO): carbohydrate catabolic process; fungal-type cell wall biogenesis
Molecular function (GO): mannan endo-1,6-alpha-mannosidase activity
Source: RefSeq, a predicted model, not a curated record
AUGAAGCCGUCCAUCUCGCCGCGUCCUACGGGCGUUAUGCUCCUGGCCGCUGCGGCCUUUGCUCAGGCACAGACAUCACCUUUCUCUAUUGACAGCACUGCUGCCAUCAAGCAAAGUUCUUCCACUCUUGCAUGGGAUAUGUUGCAAUACUAUAAAGGCAAUUUAACUGGCCAGACGCCCGGUAUUUUACCUGGUCCUCCGCCCGCUGGUGACUACUACUGGUGGGAAGGUGGUGCCAUGUGGGGGACAUUAAUCGAUUAUUGGUACUGGACGGGCGAUUCAACUUAUAAUAACGAGAUCAUGCAGUCAAUGCUGUUUCAAGUCGGCGAAAAUAAGGAUUACAUGCCUCGAAACGUCACGGCAUCCUUGGGUAACGACGACCAAGGCUUCUGGGGCAUGGCCGCCAUGACUGCCGCCGAAAAUGGCUUCCCCGAUCCUCCAUCUGAUAAGCCCCAGUGGCUAGAGCUUGCGCAGGCCGUCUUCAACACCCAAGCCAGUCCUGAUCGCCACGACUCGACCUGCGGUGGUGGCUUGCGGUGGCAGAUUCCCUUUGCCAACAACGGAUAUGACUACAAGAAUAGCAUCGCCAAUGGUUGCUUCUUCAACAUGGGUGCCCGUCUGGCUCGCUAUACCCGCAACACAACCUACUCGGACUGGGCCGACAGGACAUGGGAUUGGAUGUGGAAUAUUGGGUUCAUCGACAAUAAAAACUACGCCAUCUACGACGGCGCCAAGGUGACUAAUGGCUGCAAAGAUAUUAACAGGGCUGAGUUUUCUUACAAUAAUGCCGUGUUUGCAGAAGGUGUUGCCUUUAUGUACAACUAUACAAACGGAAACGCGACGUGGAAGGCAAGACUGGACGGACUCAUCAAACACGGAAUGGAGGCUUUUCUUCCCAAGGGAAUCGCAGUUGAGAUAUCGUGCGAAAAUGCAGGAACUUGCACCACGGAUAUGCUUACAUUUAAAGGCUUCCUCCAUCGUUGGUACUCGACCAUUACACAACUCGCGCCCUACACUGCCGAGACAAUCCGUCCAGUCUUGAAGACAUCGGCCGAGGCUGCCGUCAAGCAAUGCACGGGUGGGGCUCUGGGACGACAGUGCGGCUUCAAGUGGGCUAGCGGUGUCUACGACGGCAAGACUGGCGCUGGUCAGGAGAUGGCAGCCCUCUCCGCUGCCAUGUCCCUUCUCAUUCCUCAGGCCAAGGCUCCCGUGACGGAGAAGGAUGGGGGAACGUCCAAGGGCAACCCCAACGCUGGUGGUAGUGGUGAUGAUGCCCAGAAGAAGAGCAAGCCCAUUACGACUGCCGACAAGGCCGGCGCUGGUAUCCUGACCAUCCUGGUGUUGGGGUCUGCGUGCGGUAUCUUUGGGUGGAUGAGCGUGGGUGUUUGA